UCGGCGCAGAAUAACGAGAGCCAUUAGAGAUGUGUUUCGUAGUUUUUUCUACCGACAUUUGUAAAAUAUUUUGAUGCUUAAAUGUAGAGUCCAUUUCCGAGCAUUUGAUUAAAAGUUGCGUUUCCAGUUUAUCGGAUUUCUUUAUCCGACGCUAACAUAUUUGAGUGCUAGCGACCACAUAUGCCAACGUAGCCGAAUGGAGAUGACGGAACCCGCCGAUUGAAAGAUAGCCGGACGUGACUCACGUGGAACCCGGACUCACGGCGCCUUGCCGUGAACCAGACACACUAACGCGCAAAAUCGAUGCAUGUCAAGGUUUAUUGCACAGUAGUUGUUAUUGGAAGCCAGUUUGUGUGAGCUGCGCUGAGUUAUAGAUUACUAUAAAUAAAUAUCAUUAAUUGGCGUGAUUUGCAUGCCCAGUUCAUCUUCCAAUUAUCUUUCAGUCUGAGAUUAGGUUUGAAUCAGUUAAGAUGGCUCUGUUGAUCGGAUUAGUUUUGUGCUGGAUUGUUUCCUGUUCGGUGGCGGCUCCAACCGUGCAUCUCAUCAAACCGGAAAACAACGAAUACAUACCCGAAUCGCCGUCUUACAUACAAACGGAUUCGCCCCAGUUGGUAGAUCCAAUCUGGAUGACGGUCACAAUGAAACCACUCGUGAAAACCACUGUAGUGGAGCCAAUUAACAAAAGUGAUCAGCCAUCGCUCGAAACAGUCAGCCAAAGUACAGCUCCACAGCAACCUUCGUAUUAUCCUUACUAUCAUCAAUUGCAAACGGUACCGAACCUCCAACAACCGUAUCCUUACAACACGCCGCAAUAUCAAUACCAACCGGGCUUCCCAUUUCAAUGGUCUUCGCUGGCCGCCCAACCGUUGGUAGCCCAACCGCUCUUAGCAUCGCAGUUGUACCCAUUCCCUUUGCAGCAACUAAGCGGCGGACUCACCAGCAGCAGCAGCAGCAACGCUCAGCCCUGUGACGAUGGUGGCAGAAAUAUCGGCGGUUAUCAACAGCACGGCUAUUAAUGCUCCAGCACUGUACAAAUCUCUCGUAAAUCUGUGUGAUUAUAGAAUACAAAAGCAAACACUCGUCAAUUUUAUUCCCGUGCAGUACCUAAUUUUACGAGUGAAAACACUUCAAAGUGCGUCAGCCGCUCCUGAUGGCGAUGGCAGAGUGCUCUGUACCAAUAAAAGGUUCAAAGGCAUUCGGCAUCAUCAUGUCGCCGGGAAUAAAUACUCGCUGGAGAGUCUUUUGUUCGCGAUGAGGCACUCGGCAGCAUUAAGAAACACUCGAUUAAAUUCAAACAAUUUCGAUAAUCCCGCAGUUGGAAACAUUCAUCAAAAUUUUUCUUUCAUUUCUUCAAGCCUCAAGCUGGAAAGAUAAUGAUCCUGCCGUGAAAGUAAAAGGAUCGGCUUUCCAAAAGUUCCUUUUUGUGUUAUUCGUGCUUUCAGAGACGUGGAAUCUGGUUUGUUUAAAAUAAGCUUUAAAAACUCACGGAUAAUUUUUGAUGUCUUAGGAUGCCUUUUACAAGGAAACUUUUAGAAGAAAUAGCUUAAAAACGAGACUGUACAGGAAUUCCGAGUUUAAAUUUAGUAGUCCACUUACUUGUUGUACAUUCAUUCAGUCGAUACGAUACUUGAAAAUAAAUCAACUUUAAAUGACACUGGA
Messenger RNA from Malaya genurostris, 1659 nucleotides. RefSeq lists its product as uncharacterized. The coding region runs from base 471 to 1016 and encodes 181 amino acids. NCBI's taxonomy places the organism in Eukaryota, Metazoa, Arthropoda, Insecta, Diptera, Culicidae. The transcript has 3 exons. The record is from RefSeq and is a predicted model, not a curated record.